This is a messenger RNA of Brenthis ino (lesser marbled fritillary), 198 nucleotides long. The record is from the annotation of a GenBank genome assembly. NCBI's taxonomy places the organism in Eukaryota, Metazoa, Arthropoda, Insecta, Lepidoptera, Nymphalidae.
AUGGCCCGCGGCGACGAGUGCAAAACUGCCUCCAAGGCUACACGCGCAUGCAACCAAUUCGACGUCUCUGCUCCUAUCACAAAACCUAUAGCUUCUCAAUCCAAUAUCCAAGAUACUAAGAAACAGGAGCAAAAGAACUACGGCGCCUGGGGCCCCACAUUCAAAGACAAAAAAACCUUUCUCGACAUGCAUUUGUGC